AUGCCGGGGCUCGCUCGGAGCCGUCCCUCAGGCCGCCCUCAUGACCGCCCCGCCCGGCCCCCGGCGCGGCGCCGCUACCGGGCCGGCGGCAUGAGGCGGCGCGGGGCGGCCGCCGCCAUCCGCCGGCCCCAGGAAGUGGAAGGACGGAUCGGAUUUCAGUGGGAUUUUCCUGGAUUUCAUUGGGAAUUCCCGGUGUUCAUCGGGCAUUCCCGCUGUUCCCGUGCAGGCAGCCCGGAGUGCGUGCAGCUCCUGAUCGAGGUGGGUGCCAACCUGGAGGCGCACGACUGCCACUUCGGGACCCCCCUGCACGUGGCCUGCGCCCGGGAGCACCUGGACUGCGCCAAGCUGCUCCUCCAGGCGGGAGCCAACGUGAACGCGGCCAAGCUGCACGAGACGGCGCUGCACCACGCGGCCAAGGUGAGGAACGCGGACCUGGUGGAGCUGCUGGUGGAGUUCGGGGGCAACAUCUACGCCCGGGACAACCGGGGCAAGAAACCCUCGGAUUACACCUGGAGCAGCAGCCCCGCCGCCAAGUGCUUCGAGUUCUAUGAGAAGACCCCCCUGAGCCUGGCCCAGCUGUGCCGGCUCGCCGUGCGCCGCGCCGCCGGCCAGCGCGGCCUGGCCAAGAUCUCCCAGCUGCAGAUCCCGCCCCGGCUCAUCCAGUACCUCUCCUACAACUGACGAGCCAGGAACGCUGCAAUUCCCGGGAAAACCCCGGGAUCGGGGCCGUUCUCCUUCUCUUCUACCUCCCCCCACCCCCCGUUAAUUUAAUUUCAGGCACUGCUGUAAUUAGGAUUUGUCG
Serinus canaria (Common canary) is the source of this 802-nucleotide messenger RNA. RefSeq names its product ankyrin repeat and SOCS box containing 13 (gene ASB13). Bases 1 to 681 code for a protein of 226 amino acids. The transcript is spliced from 4 exons. Gene Ontology annotation, biological process: intracellular signal transduction; positive regulation of protein catabolic process; protein ubiquitination. Gene Ontology annotation, molecular function: protein binding. NCBI's taxonomy places the organism in Eukaryota, Metazoa, Chordata, Aves, Passeriformes, Fringillidae. The record is from RefSeq and is a predicted model, not a curated record.